AUGCAAGCAGUAGGGUUAUCAGUUUCAUUUCCAUAUUACAAUUCCAGAUUUUCAACCAAUGCAUCUCCUCAUCCACCCAUUCACCUCAAUUUCACUUAUGGGUUUUCCAAAUCACUUACAUACAGUGACAGAAUUACUCGUCGGAAGAAUAGCUAUGUCAUUCGAUCCCAAAAGAAUCGUGAUGAUAAUGAUGAUAACGAUGAAUUUUACAUGAGGAAAAGCGUUGAGCUUGCUAGAAAGGGUUUGGGGUAUACAAGCCCUAAUCCGUUAGUUGGAUGUGUUAUUGUAAAAGACGGUCAAAUUGUUGGGCAAGGUUUUCAUCCUAAACCUGGUCAACCUCAUGCUGAGGUUUUUGCUUUGAGAGAUGCUGGUGAUUUGGCUGAGAAUGCAACGGCGUAUGUCAGUCUAGAACCUUGUAAUCAUUUUGGGAGGACUCCGCCUUGUACUGAAGCUCUUAUUAAAGCUAGAGUUAAAAAGGUUGUUGUUGGGAUGGUGGAUCCGAAUCCUAUUGUGGCUUCCAAAGGGGUGGAUAGAUUGAGAAAUGCUGGAAUUGAAGUUGUUGUUGGUGUUGAGGAAGAAUUGUGUAAGGGCCUCAAUGAGGGUUAUAUUCAUCGCAUGUUGGCCGGAAAGCCUCUCCUUACUUUGAGGUAUUCUCUUUCUGUCAACGGAAACUUGUCGGAUGCACUUGGGAAUGGAGUAACUGACUCUGGUGGAUACUAUUCUAAGCUAUUACAAGAAUAUGACGCAGUUAUACUAUCUUCUUCCUUAUUCGGCAAAAGUUUGUCAGUAGACUCAGUACCUUUAUCUCAAGAACCUGGAGUCAAUCAACCUAUUCGGAUUAUAUUGCAUAAAGGUUCUGGUUCUUCAAAUCAAAUGCCAUUAGUCAUCAAUGAUAGUAAAGUGAUAAUCUUUACAGAUAGUAGAACAGCAACAACUACUGAAGAGGCUCAACAAGGAAUUGAAACUGUAUCUGUGGAUCAAAUAAAUCUGGAUGUGAUAUUGGAUUAUUGUAAUCGUCAAGGAUUGUGCAGUGUUCUGUUAGAUAUGAGAGGGAAUUUCAGUGAACAUGAAGAGCUUGUUAAGGAGGGUAUUAAGAAGAAGUAUAUCAAUAAAUUUGUGACAGAAAUUUUGCCAAUUUGGAAUGGAUGUAAUCAGAAUGAUCCUUUAUUGCCAUUCAAGAACUUAGACCAGGGAGUAAAAGUGGAAAAUUUACGCCCGAUGGCAUCAGCUCAAAGUGUUGUAAUUGAGGGAUAUUUGAAUUUUAAUUGA
Molecule: messenger RNA, 1269 nt
Organism: Lathyrus sativus (Indian pea)
Lineage: Eukaryota; Viridiplantae; Streptophyta; Magnoliopsida; Fabales; Fabaceae
Source: the annotation of a GenBank genome assembly